Messenger RNA from Trichomycterus rosablanca, 5474 nucleotides. It is a transcript of the gene pom121, whose product is annotated as POM121 transmembrane nucleoporin. Gene Ontology annotation, cellular component: nuclear pore. Bases 1 to 3666 code for a protein of 1221 amino acids. The record is from RefSeq and is a predicted model, not a curated record. Gene Ontology annotation, biological process: RNA export from nucleus; protein import into nucleus. Lineage: Eukaryota; Metazoa; Chordata; Actinopteri; Siluriformes; Trichomycteridae. Gene Ontology annotation, molecular function: structural constituent of nuclear pore. The transcript is spliced from 13 exons.
AUGUCUCCUGCGGAUAAACGGUGGCUAGCUUUUAUCUCGUUCCUUUUUAUCAGCUUGUUCUUUUUCGUCCUCACUUGCAUCCCGACAUACCUGUACAUACUGUUAUUUUUUGUUGGAUCUUGUGCUGUUUGUUACUACAAGGCCGAAGAGCUUCAGCUUCUGGACUGGUCGGGCCUGAAUCCUCGGUGUGGCCUGAAGGCUCUGCCGGCACUGCGGAGCUGGUUGGCGGCGAGGACCGGCAGAGUAGUCCCGGCGGCCGGUCGGAAUAAGAACAACAACAGGACGUUCAAAAGCAACGCUCGGAGUUUUGUAGCUUCUCCGGCUGAUAGACAUUUUACUUCGUUUGCGUACCGAAGAGACGCGGCGUUUAACGAGUCUGCUUUCAGUCCGCGGGACAUCCUGAUGGGGAGCUACCUGGGUAAAGCGGAGAGUCCGGCCGGCGCGGUGCGGCCCGCCGGUACCUCCGGGACCCACCGCGACCAGCUCCGGGAGAGACUCAGCCGGCCGAACCACGGAGCUCCAACCCCGAGCAGGAGGCUGUCCUUCGGGGAGCAGUUCGGAGCUGCAGGGAGGGUGACCAUCACGCCUCAGAGACAUUACCCACUGCAGCAGACAGGAACCUCAUCAGUGGGCGUUUUUCCUCCAGCCCAGUGGGACGGGUUCCGCAAGAAGAACGUUCUCACACAGCGCAACACGCCAGUGCACAGUCCUGUCACGGUGAAGAUCGCCAGACCGGAUAACACAACCCGCUUAUCAUUUUUGGAGCAGCUGAACUCGCCCGGAGCGCUCCGGUCACCCGGGUUCGAAGCCCAAGCCGACCCCUGCUCCAGAGAGACCGUCCUGAGCGUGCUCAGAGCGAGCCGUAAACGUGACGUCGAUGACGAAGACCGAGGCCACGAGGCUGAGCAGAAAAGCAAAAGGAGGCGGAACGACAGCGGUGGGAGUUCUCAUUCAGCCUUUGAGCCACUGCUAGCGAACGGUGCUCCAGCACAGCUUGUCCCAAAGCCUGGAAGCUUAAAGAGAGGGAUCAACGCCUCCGUGGUGGAGGAGUCCUCCUCGUUAAAGAGGUCUCGAACCUCCUCCAUAAGCUCAGUUGGCGGAAGCCCGGUCGCCUGCGGCGUGCCUGGAUCAGUCCGGAACCCCAUUCGUAGCUCUUACAGCUCAUCUCUAGGAUACCCUCAGAGAAAAGUAGCAUCUAGUCUGGCUAUGUCUCCUCUCGUGAGCCCCGGAUCGUCACGAUGCCAGACCCCCGACAGGGCGGCCAAAAAGCCCAGGGAGGAGAACGCCUCGCCGGCCGUUUCCUCACUAAAAUGUGAUAAAGAAACCACUGAUACAGGUCCUGGAGUAGUAGAACGCUCGUCGACGCCCGAGGUCCCGGUUACGCCGAGGUCAGACUCCGGAGGAAGCAGCGGCAAACGGAAACGCAAGAUCCAGUUGGUAUCUGUGAACAGAGGAGAUCAGAUAUCGCUGCCUCCGCCCCCUGAACUGGGUUACACUAUUACUGUGAAGGACCUGGACAUGGAGAAAAAAGCUGCUCUCAGCCAAAUUCAGAAAGUCCUGAAGGAACCUGAGCCGGAGAAGCCCAGUUCCACCUCUGCACCGAAUCCGACCCCUGCUCCCUGUUUAGACAUCUUUUCCAAACUAGCCUCAUCGUCCUUACCCUCAUCCGCCCCUGCGCUCAGCUCCCCAUCGCUGGCGUCUCUAGCCACGUCAUCUGCCGGACCUCCGAGCACCUCCGGCGCGGCGUCCACUGCAGCUUCAGCGCCCACGAUCGACCUCACCGUCACCCCCUCCAGCAUGAGCGGUCCCGCAUUGGUUCCAACGGCGAUGCUCCCUACACUCGUCACCAGCAUCACUACAGUCACCGCGGCCCCCAAACUGACGAAUCCACUACUGGAGUCCCUGAAGGACAUGAAGAGAAUAUCGGCACUGAGUUCUCCUCCCACGACGGCUGCUGCUACCUCCACAGCUCCUGAAACGUCUGUGGCGGCGCCUCCCGCCAGCGUCACCUCCGUCUCUCUGAGCAUCGGCGCCGUGAAGUCUGAGCCAGCGCUCUCCUCCGCGCCCUCCGCCUUCGCCCCGGUUCUGUCCAAGCCUCUGUCGUCGACGCCUAGCGCGUUGGCCUUCGGAGGGGGCGGCGUCUUGGGCCCUGCUUCUACCGCGCCCGCGUCCUCUGCGCCCGCUCCUUCUGCCGCCUCGACGCUCACUCUCGGCGGUACAGCCGGUCUGAAACCGGCAGAAUCCGGGUUCAAGCCUAUUUUCGGGGCGGGAAGUCCAGCACUGGUGUCCACGGCAGAGGUCAAACCUACUCAACCCACUUUCAAACCCAUGUUCGACGGUGCGUUCGGACAGCCGGCGACAUCCACGUCCGCUAGUGCGUCUGCUUCGCUUUUCGGCGGGAUAACAAACGCUCAAGCGGCGUCUUCGGUUCCCUCGACGACGUCCGGUACCCCCAAUCCCACCCCCUCUCUAUUUGGCACAAUGAAUAACAGCCACAUGGCUUCUUUAGUCCCUUCGUCCACUUCAAAUACCCAGAAUUCCACUCAGUCUCUGUUCGGUGCUCUCGCUAACACCAAGCCAGUCGCUCCCUCUGUCCCUUCGUCCACCUCCAGUACCCCGAAUUUCACUCCAUCCCUGUUUGGCGGACUUACUAAUAGCCAGCCGGUCCUCUCGUCCACCACCAGUACUCAGAAUCCCACCCAGUCCCUGUUUGGUGGACCUAAACCCACCCAGUCUACGCCUGCCUCAAUCCCUUCAUCUAAUCCCAAUUCCCAAAACACCACCGAGUCCCUGUUCGGGGCCUGGAGCGCCCCUAACAGCACCUUUCAGUUCGGAGCUUCUGCAGCUACCACAGCCUCAGCUUCAUCUGGAAUUACCACGAGCGCCACGACCACCAGCAACACCAACACCAGUUUCCAGUUCGGUGCUUUAAAACCAGCGCAGAGCGCCCCGUCUGCGGCGCCCCAGAGCGCGUUUACGUUCGGCCAAAACGCACCCGCUACCCAAUUUACCGGAAUCGGUCUGGCAAACAAUUCAACACCGUCAUCGACGGCCCCGACGACUCAGGCCGCGUUCGGAACCUCGGCGUUCAGCGCCCCGAAACCCUUCGGCAACGCCCAGCCGUCCACCCCAGCCAAGACUUUUGGGUUUAACGCAGGCGCAGGAGGGAGCGCGCCAUCGUUCGGGGCGCCCGCCAGCACCGCCGCGCCGACCUUCGCCAACUCGACGCAGCCCACCUUCGGAGGACCCUCAUCCGGUUUCAAUUUCGGGAACACCAGCGCUCCGACGAUGAACGCUCCCUCCGGGUCGGCCUUCGCGUUCGGAGCAGCACCGGCCACGCCCCAGAACUCUGCAGCGUCGGGUGGCUUCAAUUUCUCAGCGUCGCUGCCCGGGACGCAGUUCGUAACGCCGGCGGCGCAGCAGCCUCAGGCCGGAUUUUCCUUCGGGGCUGCCGGCACGGAUAAUAAUUCUACUUUCGGAACUUCCACCCCUGCGUUCGGCGGUGCUGGUGGACCCGUCAUGUUCGGCAGCCCCAGUACUCCACAAGGAUUCGGAGCCCCUGCCCUCGCCACGCCCUCGGCCUCGUUCUCCAUCGGCGCGGGCUCCAAAACAGGCAGCGCACGGCAGAGACUGCAGGCACGCAGGCAGCACACGAGGAAGAAGUAACACCCACCCCGAGAGACCCGUUCCCUAAUCUCUGUCUGUUGGCACAUGCGACGCCCCUUUUCAUCUUUACAAGCUGCUGCUGCUGACGGAACCUGAUCCGACUUCUGGACUGGAGUGGACUGGACUGGGCGGCUCUGUAAAAGCUGCUCAGAUGGACGGCUUGGAGAACACUUCGGUACCGUACGCGGUCUGCGAGGGGGGUACACAGGGGCGCAACUCGAAAUAAGUGAAUAAUGAGACGAUUCAAAUCCUGGACGUGAAAGUGAAUCUGCUCUGAUUCUGGUCGUUUGCUUUUCAGGGGUUUUGUGCAGAUUUAUUUUUGUUUUUGUUUGUUUUUCCUUUUUAAACGUGGUCGUAUUUGCAUUACAUUAAAUGCAUCGAAGCCCUUUUUAAUUUUAAUUCAUUUGAGAUCAGUACCUGCGAGAAUAUAUGAUUUUUAUUCUUUGGAUGACUGAGCAUGAAUCUUGCUCGGGCUGCCUACCGAUUAAAUAAUAAAUAUUAUAUAUUUUAGUUCCACAUGUUCAUGGUUUCAGUGCGUUGAAUUGCAAAAUAAAGUUAUUUGUAUUUUCUGUUGCUUUUAUGGCACAUUCCUUUAAAUAAUGAAUGUUUGUGUGUUUGUUUAUCGCUGACACAUGAGCCUGAUCGUUCAGAUCUCUGGAUUUUACCCCAGACUGUGUGCUUUUAUUUUUCACCUGAACAAAAGGGAACGUUUGACAGUUUGAAUAUUUAUACGUGAUACGUUAUUCAUUUUAUACAGUUUUUCUGAAGAGUGUAAAUAAAUGUGUGAUUAUUGAUGGAUGGAGAGUCGAGCUGAUGUGUGUGUGUGUGAUUUGAAAAUCUGAUUCCAGAAGCCUCAGAUUUUGUUUUGGAUUAAUACAGAUUAUUAUUAUUAUUAUUACAGAAAUCGGACUAAGAUACGGUCCAGAUUUUGAAAUUUAGUACCAGUUAUCUUUGGUUUGCCAGCAUGCAUCACAGAUUCACUCCUGGGCAAGAAAAACAACAAAUCCUAACAACUAAUCAUUAAACUAUAGAUAAAGGAACACUUGAUUUCUUUAAAUGUUGAAGUUUUUGGGGAUAAAAAGGUAUUUUGUCCACUUAAACUGAUGAAACACAUGCUGAGCUGGUCUGGGUUUAACGUAACCGAAUAUUCUCUAUAGCAGUGGUCCUCAACUACCGGGCUGUGGGUCAAUUAUUACCGGCUCGCAAAGAAAGAAUAAUUAAUUAGAGAUGCUACAAGAGCAAUUAAAUUUCCAACACACUUCACUUCGGGUGUUUCUGCCUCCAAUCACCACUAGGUGGUGCUCAGGAUUAACACUGAUUUUCCAUUCUAUAGUUAUUCUAUUCUAAACCCCUAUUCAGUUCGUGAAAUUAUAUCUUAUAUGAAACUAGUCUGUGGUGCUAAAAAGGCUUAAAUCUGGACACUGACCAGGUCAUCUGUUGUAAAUACUUAUACUUUUGGGCCUCAGUUUUGCACAGGAGUGUUUGUUUAUCCCUCAUGUUUUUCAGUGCAGAACGUCUUUGUCAUUUUUGGAAUUUGUUUUAAUCCCAAUUUACUCCACUAUGGCUCCCUUAUCACACAAUCGUUCUGUGAGGGUACGGCUAACACGUGCUUCCUUCUGCUUUAAAAACAACUGCUGCUUAUUUCUAAUUUGGCAUCGUUGAGCAGAUCAGCGUGCUUUAAAAAGCGUCCCAACUCUGUACCGGUUUGUGUUGCGUAUGUGUAUUAUUACUGCUUUCGUCUUAAUUUACACCCCAGAGCUGAGUGUGUGUCCAGAAUUAUCAACAAUAAACCCAAAUCAGAAAUGUCA